GAUUGCCAUUAAAACAUCACCAGACGAAUGCAUGAUUACAGCCUGUCGUAAGUGACGUGAAGGGAAAGCCCAGCAUGCUAUGAUCAUUUAGUGAAAGGCUGUAUGGGGUCUGAGGAGGCUUCCUGAGGCUUCAGACAUCCUUUUAAAUGCCACUUUCUUAAGAAAACCUUUUGCAAUCCUCAACAUGUGUGAGCAAACACUACUUAAAACCCUCCUUUUGCCCUCCAGGCUUUGCCCAGGAUGGUUCCUUCUGGAAUGUCUAUUCCCCUCCUUCCCUUCCUGAAGCUCUUUGUCAGGGACAAAGGUAGGAUCCCUCCCCUUCCAUCUUCUCCACUGGAUGCCUGUGUCGUAUUCAUCUGUGACCACCAGGUACUACCACAGAGCUGGAGCUAAGGAAGGGAAGGAUCGAAUCAUAUUUGUGACCAAAGAAGAUCAUGAAACUCCAAGCAGUGCAGAAUUGGUGGCUGAUGACCCCAAUGAUCCAUACGAGGAGCAUGGAUUGAUACUGCCAAAUGGAAACAUUAACUGGAACUGCCCAUGCCUUGGGGGAAUGGCCAGUGGCCCCUGUGGAGAACAGUUCAAGUCAGCCUUUUCCUGCUUCCACUACAGCACGGAGGAGAUCAAGGGGUCAGACUGUGUAGACCAGUUCCGGGCCAUGCAGGAAUGCAUGCAGAAAUACCCAGACCUCUAUCCCCAAGAGGAUGAGGAUGAGGAAGAGGAAAGAGAGAAGAAGCCAGCAGAACAAGCAGAGGAAACAGCUCCCACUGAGGCCACUGCAACCAAAGAAGAGGAGGGGUCAAGUUAAUGAAGGCCACGAGGCACUGGGCUCCAGUCCUUUUGGAGUGAACCUUUUACAAAAGGCCUUGUCGUCACCUUCCAAGAAAGUGUCUUUCCCUCUGUUGUCCUGUGCACUGUAAUAUACAAAAUAACUUAUUUUGAUGAUCACGGGUCUUGACCUCUUGACAUAUACACUGACAAAAAAUGGGAGUUAUAUGUAUGUGUGUCCUACCUAAACCUGUGGCCACCACUUUUGAAUUCUCAGAUUGCCCUGAAUUUUGCCACUUUUAAAUAACGUGCUGAAUAAGCUCAGCAACUAAAAACCAUUAACCCAAGAACGUUUCUUGUGAGUGAGCUGAUUUAUUCUGAUUCAUUAUAUUCCUUUUGGUAGAUUUUAUACCCCUUGGAGAAAUAAUACAAGUAAUAGAAACAAAAACAUCUCUUAAAAAUGCUGGGGUGGGGCCAUAUCUACUAGCAGAGGUCAGAUGGUCAGAUACAAUUUCUGCAAACCGAUCUUGACCUUGAGUAUGUGAAGGGGUACCAUACUUCAUUCCUGAUACAUUUUGGUUUCCAUGUUGGUAUUGAGCUCCUAAUUUUCUGUGUUUGGACAAUGAAGAUUUGGACCCUCCCAUUCAUAAUCCCUUUCUAAGUGAAGGGAGAGUCUGGCUUGGCUGUUCCUUGUUAUUCCGUAAGCCCUGGUUUAGGGCCCAUGUUCACACUGGCUUUCAGUCUAGUCAGGUGCAAAGUUCUUGAGAGGUGGGGACCUAAUUAUUACCAGAGUAGCAGCAAGAGAGGAAAUGUUGUGAAUUAAGUAUUCAAUUAAAAGGAAACAUGAUUUAUACCUGA
Molecule: messenger RNA, 1623 nt
Organism: Nomascus leucogenys (northern white-cheeked gibbon)
Lineage: Eukaryota; Metazoa; Chordata; Mammalia; Primates; Hylobatidae
Gene: CHCHD4
Product: coiled-coil-helix-coiled-coil-helix domain containing 4
Biological process (GO): protein import into mitochondrial intermembrane space
Cellular component (GO): mitochondrial intermembrane space
Molecular function (GO): protein-disulfide reductase activity
Source: RefSeq, a predicted model, not a curated record